Messenger RNA from Malus domestica (apple), 2221 nucleotides. RefSeq names its product protein LATERAL ROOT PRIMORDIUM 1-like. Gene Ontology annotation, cellular component: nucleus. The record is from RefSeq and is a predicted model, not a curated record. NCBI's taxonomy places the organism in Eukaryota, Viridiplantae, Streptophyta, Magnoliopsida, Rosales, Rosaceae. Gene Ontology annotation, biological process: positive regulation of DNA-templated transcription. Gene Ontology annotation, molecular function: DNA-binding transcription factor activity; DNA binding.
AGAGAGAGAGAGAGGGGGGAGCCCACCUCCUUCUCAGUUGGCUUUCUAGGAAACAUGUUGAGGAAGGGUUUCUAGGGGGAGAGAGAGAGUUAAAGAAAAAGAUAAAAAGAAGCUCAUCAGUACUACUAGCUCAGAGAGAGAGAGAGAGAGAAGAAGAAGAAGAAAAGAAGAAGAGAAGAAAAGAAGAAGAGAAGAAAAGGGAAUGGAUGGAUAUGGAUCCACAAGCAGAAGCAGAAGCUCCCUCUCCAUCUGUUUCUAUUUCUGAUCAGAAGUAACCAACUUUUUCUUCAUAAAAAGCCAAACGAGUGACAGUGGAAGCAGCAGCAGCAGCAACGGAACCACCAGUGGCAGCACCACCACUAUUCCAAUUACAUAUAUAAAGUCACACACAACCAACACAAGUCUCCUAGCAAUAGCUUUAUUCUCACGUCGAUCCAACAACCUUCUGUUGCGCCAAUUCUGAUCAAGUUUCAGACACCAACUUUUUCAUACAAACACAUAACACCCACACAUAGUUUUUCUCCCUUCUCUCAACUCUCAUCCUCUAAUAUAUAUGUGUGUGUGUGUGUGUGAGAGUGUGAGUUCAGAAGAAGAAAGAAGAAGAGAAUAUAAAAUUUGAGAAAACUGCGUAGGUUUUGAGCUAGCUUAAUUUAUUCAGUAGUUGUGGCUACUACAAGGAGGCUGCCUUCCGAUUCGGGUGCUUUUGCAGAUUGGGUGGGUUCAUCUUCUUCCAACAACGCCGCAGCCACAGGACGAUCCACAACCCACCAUCCCGACAUCGACGUCCUCUCUCUCGGCUUCAAUGCUGGCCCCGCCCCCGCUGGACCCUCCUCAGCCACCCCCUCCACCAUGUCCAUGUGGUCCUCCCCCCCUUCCAGCAGACCCCUCACCUACGGCCACGUCCCUCCGGAAAUGGCGGGCAUGGUCGGCCUUCGCGAUGUCUUCGUCGUUGCCCCAGCCGCCGCCUACCACCACAACACACAUCUCCACCACCACUACGGCCACGACCCCAAUCUCCUCUCAUCCUCCGACCAUCACCACUCCAUCAAUGCCUCCAACAACCCUGCAACCGCUCUCGGCGUCGGAGUCAUUCCUCUUCUCACGGCCGCCCCUUGCCUCGCCCCACCCAAUAUGUCAAAUGUCGAUGAUGAUGACGAAGAUACUCACACUCCUGCGGGUAUGAGUAUGGGCAUGGGAAUGAGUAUGGGUAUGGGUAUGAUGAGUGGCGGCCAUCAGCGCAACAACAGAAGCUCCUCGGCAGCAGCAGCAGGAGGAGGGGGAGGGAUUCAAUUGUGGCAGCAGAACCCGCCACAUUUUUUCAAGAAAACUCAUCAUGAAGCCGCCGUUACUACUGAUCUAGGCGUGGCCCACUUAAACCAAGGUGGGGGUGGGGGAGGGAAUAACGUUAUAAACGCGGGGUCUGCUGCCGCCUCGUCGGGGUCGUCCACGAUGACGUGUCAAGACUGCGGGAACCAGGCCAAGAAGGAUUGCACGCACCGGCGGUGCAGGACGUGCUGCAAGAGCCGGGGUUUCGACUGUGCGACUCACGUGAAGAGCACGUGGGUGCCGGCGGCUCGGCGCAGGGAGCGGCAGCUGAUGUCUGCAGCGGCUGGCGGUGGGGCUGGGUCUAAUUCUGGGUCUACUUCUAGUGCCAAGAAGCCUAGACUCAUUGGCGCCUCUCAAACCACAACUUCUCACACUUCCACUUCCAACACUACACCCCCCAGAAGCUACGACACCAGCUCUAGUCACCAAGAUGCUGGUUUCAAAGAUCCAUUGCCGGGACAAGUACGUGCGCCGGCGGUUUUCAAGUGUGUAAGAGUGACCGCGGUGGAGGACGGCGAGGAUGAAUACGCAUACCAGGCUGUUGUCAAAAUUAACGGUCAUGUGUUCAAAGGCUUCUUGUAUGAUCAAGGAGUUGAUGGGAGAGACGGGUUUCCUAACAUCUCUGAAUUGCAUUUGGGGGGUGGUGGCAAUGGCAGAAGAAAUGGGGCUUCUUCUCCGAUCCUUGACCCGUCGGAUGUUUAUGCUGCGUCUGGUGCAGGAUUGCUGGGAGGUUCAAACUUUGGUAAUCCAAUAAAUUGACGAUAUCUUCUUCCCAACUCUGUGGACUUAAAUAAUUAGGUACCCCUACCCCUUAUGGUGUUGAAGGGACAACAUUGUACUUGUCUGAUUUUUCUUCCUACUAAUUAAUGAUUAAUUAAUUAAAACUAAAAUCUUA